Molecule: messenger RNA, 408 nt
Organism: Actinia tenebrosa (Australian red waratah sea anemone)
Lineage: Eukaryota; Metazoa; Cnidaria; Anthozoa; Actiniaria; Actiniidae
Source: RefSeq, a predicted model, not a curated record
CAUUAUGCACCUGCCUCGCAUGCUAAUGUGGAUUAUUUUGAACUGGCUCCAAAAAAUGUCUUACCGCGUAAAGACCCAGAUCCAGAAUGUGAUAUCCGUUCAUCGGAACGUGAAGAUUGCAACGCAGACCUGAAGGCCCCAUUCGUGACCCCUGAGGAAUGCCUCAGCGCUGGCUGUUGCUACGAUGACAUGUUCAUGUCCGAACCAAGUGUAAAUUUCUACGGAGCAGAAGGCAGAAAUUGGUGCUUCGUUCGUAAAGGAGGAGCACCCUCUCCCACUAAAGCACCAGGUGCCCAAACUACAAAAGCAACAGGUGCUCCUGGUGUUACUGAGGCCCCUGGAGGUGGUCAAACAACAGGAGCCCCUGGUGUUACUGAGUCCCCUGGAGGCACACAAACAGGUAUAUGA